AUGAAGAAAGGUGUUAGUUUCCUGGUAACUGUUGCCCUCAUGGCAUUGGCUUCCUCUCUUGCCUCUGCCUCUGAUCCAAGCCCACUGCAGGACACCUGUGUUGCCAUUGAUGAGCCCAAGGAUGCUGUAUUUGUGAAUGGAAAGUUCUGCAAGGACCCAAAGCUGACCAUGGCCGAGGAUUUCUUCUCUUCAGGCCUGGAUAAGCCAGGAAACACAUCAAAUCAAGUACGGUCAAAUGUCACUACCGUAAAUGUUGACAAAAUAAAGGGACUCAACACUCUUGGCAUAUCCAUGGUUCGUAUUGACUAUGAACCAUAUGGCCAAAACCCUCCUCACACUCACCCUCGUGCCACCGAGAUUCUAACUGUCUUGGAGGGAACCCUCUACGUUGGCUUUGUCACAUCCAACACCGAAAACCGCCUCAUUAGCAAAGUCCUCAACAAGGGGGAUGUUUUUGUGUUUCCUAUUGGUCUCAUUCACUUCCAAUUCAAUAUUGGGAAGACUAAUGCAGUAGCCAUUGCUGCUCUGAGCAGCCAAAAUCCAGGUGUUAUCACCAUAGCCAAUGCAGUAUUUGGAUCAGAUCCACCCAUCAAUCCUGAUGUUCUCACAAGGGCCUUCCAGUUGGACAAGAGCGUGGUUAAGUACCUUCAGUCACGGUUCUGAUGGGACAACAACUAA
This is a messenger RNA of Vitis riparia (riverbank grape), 678 nucleotides long. RefSeq names its product germin-like protein subfamily 1 member 17. The coding region runs from base 1 to 663 and encodes 220 amino acids. Gene Ontology annotation, cellular component: cell wall. The transcript has 2 exons. The record is from RefSeq and is a predicted model, not a curated record. Gene Ontology annotation, molecular function: manganese ion binding. Lineage: Eukaryota; Viridiplantae; Streptophyta; Magnoliopsida; Vitales; Vitaceae.